GCCCCGGGCCCGGCGCUCCCCGCCCGGUGCCGGUGCCGGUCCGGCUCCGGUUCGGGCUCCGGGCCCGGCUCGGCCCGGCUCGGCCCGGCCCGCCGCAGGGAGGAUGGGGCAGCCGCGGCGGCCAGCGAUCGGCUGCGGCCCGGCGGCGCCAUGACCGGCGAGAAGAAGAAGAAAAAGCGGCUCAACCGCAGCGUCCUGCUGGCCAAGAAGAUCGUGAUCCGGGACGGGGCCGGCCGACAGGGGAUUGGGGACCCCAGCGUGUACCACGCUGUGGUGGUGAUUUUCCUGGAGUUCUUUGCCUGGGGGCUGCUGACCACACCGAUGCUGACGGUGUUACACCAGACUUUUCCUCAGCACACGUUCCUGAUGAAUGGCCUGAUUCACGGAGUCAAGGGUCUGCUCUCUUUCCUAAGUGCUCCGCUGAUUGGUGCUCUCUCUGAUGUCUGGGGCAGGAAAUCCUUCCUCCUCCUCACCGUCUUCUUCACGUGUGCACCAAUUCCCCUGAUGAAGAUCAGCCCGUGGUGGUACUUUGCUGUCAUUUCCAUGUCUGGAGUGUUUGCUGUCACGUUUUCCGUGAUUUUUGCCUACGUUGCCGACAUCACACAGGAGCAUGAGCGCAGCACGGCAUAUGGCUUGGUGUCAGCCACAUUUGCUGCCAGUCUGGUCACCAGCCCGGCCAUCGGCGCAUACCUUUCCCAAGCCUACGGUGAUACCUUGGUGGUUGUGCUGGCCUCAGGUGUUGCUUUACUGGAUAUUGGCUUCAUCCUGCUGGCUGUGCCGGAGUCACUGCCAGAAGAGAUGCGCCCGGUCUCCUGGGGAGCCCCAAUUUCUUGGGAACAAGCCGACCCAUUUGCUUCGUUGCGGAAGGUGGGUCAGGACUCUACAGUGCUGCUCAUCUGUAUCACCGUCUUUCUCUCCUACCUUCCUGAAGCCGGCCAGUACUCCAGCUUCUUCCUGUACCUGCGACAGGUCAUUGGCUUUUCCUCAGAGACUGUAGCAGCCUUUAUCGGAGUAGUUGGAAUUCUCUCUAUACUGGCUCAGACAGUUGUGUUGGGAAUUCUUAUGCGUUCCAUAGGAAAUAAAAACACCAUCCUUCUGGGACUAGGCUUCCAGAUCCUGCAGCUUGCCUGGUAUGGCUUUGGAUCACAGCCUUGGAUGAUGUGGGCAGCAGGAGCUGUGGCUGCCAUGUCCAGCAUCACCUUCCCAGCCAUCAGUGCCAUGGUGUCGAGGAAUGCGGACCCUGACCAGCAGGGUGUGGUGCAGGGGAUGAUCACUGGAAUUCGGGGUCUUUGUAAUGGCCUGGGGCCGGCACUCUAUGGCUUUGUCUUCUAUCUCUUCCACGUGGAGUUGAAUGAAAUGGCUGAGGUGGAAACCUUGGGCAAGGCCUCCAAACCCAACAUGGCCAACCCUACAGAUGAGAGCAGCAUCAUCCCUGGGCCACCCUUCCUGUUCGGGGCAUGCUCUGUGCUGCUGUCGCUGCUGGUGGCCCUGUUCAUUCCGGAACACAACCUGGUGCUGAGGUCAGGCGGCCACAAGAAGCACAGUACGGGGGCCCAGGCCCACCCCCACAGCCCACCAGCCGGGGGGUCGGAUGGCAAGGAGCCCUUGCUGGAGGACAGCAGCGUGUGAGGUGGGACAGCGGGACCUGCCUCGCAGCUCAACUCCACUUCAAGAAUGGACUCGGCAGGAGUUCGGAGGGGGAGAGAGGAGCCGAGGUAACAGACUGUGCUGCUAACAGCUACUGAGGAGGGGACGGGGUUUCCCUUCAAGCCAAAUACACACAGCUGGUGCAAAAAUGGAAUUGUAUCACCUGGUGUUGAUGGAAAGGGGACAUACGGAACUGCUCCAUGUGGAAGGCUAGUUCUGGAAAGCAAACCUGCCCUUGUGCGUGAACCCUGCGCCCCGUGCUGUGCCCUGCCAAACCCUCCACUCGCCAGUCACAAAGGUUGGAGCUGGCAUGGUCUGUGUUUGGUGGGAACUCACUGGGCUGUCCCCCAGAAUAAAACACGGCAUCUGCUCUGUGCCUGAUCCCUGAUACAGCUGAUUCCUGCCACUGGUCCCUGGCAGCCCCCAGAGCGGGCCUGGCACCCCCUGUGCGGUGUGUGUGGCCUGGGCUGCGGUGACACGCUGAGCCAAGCAGAUGGGUGCUGUGUGGAGCACAAGGGGUGGAGCUCCUCACUGCCCGAGGACCUGAGGAAUUUGCCCAUUCUGCCCCAAGUGAAACUUAGACCAAAAAAAAAAAUGUACUGACUUAAUGUUCUGAUGAAGAGGAUAAAGAUUAAGAAGUCAAGUUGCAGCUCACAGAAAGGAGAAUGGGCAGGUGAGAGGAGGGCAACUACACGAAUUAUAAAUGCUUGAAUGGCUGCAAUGGCCGUGGUUCUGUUUGGUUUUCCUCUUUUUGUCAUGUUGAGGUGGCAUUUGCCUGUCACUGCCUCCACAGGCAGUAGGUAGCAGAAUUUUUCAGAAAUCUUUAUGGAGCUGUGAGUGUUGUUUAGGAGAUACCGUUGUCUGGGAGGUCAGACAAACAACUAAACUGUGCCGAGCACUUUGGAGAAUGUGGUUUCAUGGAAGAAAGGUCAGAGAAAUGGCUGUUUACCUUGAGCACUUGUAUAAAGCAUGGUGGCUCCUGCCAUCUAAUGUUAAACCCAGAGAAUGCUUGGAGCUGGUUUGUUCUUGGUCCAGGAGAUCCUAAUGGUGAGGAUUGUGUUGAUUUGGACUCCAUGUGGCAUUUCUGAGCCUGCCAUGAAGGCUUUUGUUUAUAAAACAGUGAAAUUGCAACCUCUGCUCAGAAAGAGCCGGAGGUGCUUGAAGCAUUGUGAAAGAAGCUGAGACAACCAGGGAACGUGUGGUUGUUUAUAAAGAUGUGACAGAGGGCAGGAAACGAUUGUUCUCAUUUAAGUAAAUCAGAAAUAAUGGCACCGAGCAGUUCUGGGAAGUAAAGACCAAACUGGGAACACUCCAGGAAUCGGUUGUUAAGGGAAUUACGGCUACAGGGGCCAAACCAGUCCUGCCUCAGAGCGGGGGCCAGUGCAGCCAUAGCCAUUCUCUGGGCAGGGUCCCCUCUCUGGGGGUUUGGGACAGGUAACCCAGGGAAGAGCAACCAAAAGGGAGGGAGUGUUGGCCCUUCACGUCGUGGGCACACACAGGGCAGUGCUGCCCAUCCCCGCUCUGCCUGGGAGCACCCUCUGACUGCUCCAGAGCCUCUUGGGGCUCUUCGGUGUUGGCUCUGGGCACAGCAAGGGUGGCAACUUCAUAUGGAUCCCUUAUGUGCCUGUCAGACUCUGACAGCCAGGACCAGCUGCCUGCCCAGCCUGGGUAACUGGUAACACAGUGUCUGUUUACCAGUUUUCUGGACCAGUUGGUUAUUGAAGGUGGAUGUUUAAGUGAAAGGGUUGACUGUUUUUCAUCGAUCUGGCCUGGUACUGGAUCCUGUGCUCACAACUGGGAGAAGCCCGUUCUGCGAGCAGAGUGCGGCCGUCUCGGACAGGGAGGGACGCUGAGGUGGGUCUGGCUGCAGGGCUGGGGAGCAGAGCCAGCAGGAACUUCAGUGACCUGCCGUGACUCCACUUUUCCCAAGCUCCUUGUGGCGACACUCCCAAUUCCCAAAUAUUGCUGGGAUGGUCAGUACUUGUGCGUACAUAGCAAGCUUUUUUUCUGAAGGAAAUCCCGUCACUUGCACUUCCAGGCAGCAGUUCCCCUCCCUAUGUGUUCCUCACAAAAAUGCCUUUUUUAGAUGGGACUUUUUUACCAAGUCCUGAUGAUCUGUUGAUUUACACUUGAUAAAGUGAGCUAAAGUGGGUUUUUCCCUCACAUACAGAUGAAGUGAAACACAGAAUUGUUACCUUGCUCACACACAGGCACUUGAAGCUUCACAGGUACAAUAUAGCGGCACAUUAUGAAAAGACGAGCAUAGUUUAUAUGAUAUAAAGUAUAUAGAGAUAUAUUUUUAAAAAUAAGUCCUUUCCCUUAUUCCAUAGUUUAUUGAAACUGAUGUGUUUCUUGGUCCCGUUCCCUCUCACCACCGCUGCUGCCUGCGGCCUCUCAGCCUCUUCUUCCCCUCAGACUGCAGAACCAUCCGGUGACCUUCCCUCCCCAGUCCUGUCCCUCACGACAAGAUCCCUGAGCUUCUGGCGAUGCUGAUGUGCCCUGGCUUCUGUGUCAUGGGCCUGGAGUGUUUUGAUGCCUUUUUCAGCCUUCAAGCUCAGGGUCAGGUGCUGCCACAGGUGACUAUCAGGUGAGGGGCUGCAGCCUGGCUGGUGACCAGCUCUCCUGCCAUGAAGGUACAGCACCAGGCAGCAGUGGGAACCAGUGGAAAGGUGGCUUGUGCUGGCCUGUGGAUUCCUUCCCACCCUACUGGGGUUCCUGUCAUCUGGUUUGGUGGGGCCUUGGUCUGGUGCCUCCUCUCCCCUCAGCGCAGGGACUCCCGUACUGUUCUGCUUUUAUGUGACAGAGCAGGAGCUGGGCCAAGUGGUGCCAGAGCUGAAGUUCCCGGAGCCGAAUGAAGAAUGUCUCAUUCUGAAGGGCCGGUACUUCCACAGCAUCCCACGUGGAGUUUGGAAAGGCUGUGUGGAGCAUUCAACUAAUUUUGCCAUUUUUUUUUUACUUUAUAUGAAAAUGCAACUUUUAAAAGGAGUCUUUUAAAAUAACCUUGAUCUGCUGUGCAGUGUCUGAGCCUGGCUGUUUAAGAUCAGAAUUCCCAGGAUUUGUCUGCAGGGACUUAUAUUUCAGGAUGGUAACAGUAAUGCCCAAACACAAGGCAAAAAUCGGCUUGAUUGCCUGUCUGCAGUCCCAGCAUUAAUGGCCGCAGGUCAAGUGAGUUGCCACUGAUCUUGUUGCGUUAAAAACCUGAGUUACACCAUUGUUUUCUCUUCUGCCAUUAAUUUUGCAAAGUAGUAACAUUUUACUUCCCUGUUUUUAUUCUUUCUCUGCACUUGAAUGGCUGCUGACAGCUGUGGUAUCUUUAAAGCGUGGGCAUGGGCUGAGUCCCACCUCUCUCUCUCCCACCUCUCUCACCAUUGCGUGCGUUUGUGUGUCUCUUUUUUAAGCUAACUAUAAAAUGUAUUUAUUUCGGUUCAGGUUGUGUUUGGAACUGGCUAAUCUCUCCCUCUGAUGGAUUAUUUAUUAAACUGCUGCUUUCCUGUUGUGUUGAA
Molecule: messenger RNA, 5150 nt
Organism: Myiozetetes cayanensis
Lineage: Eukaryota; Metazoa; Chordata; Aves; Passeriformes; Tyrannidae
Product: hippocampus abundant transcript 1 protein-like
Exons: 12
Coding region: 151-1629 (492 amino acids)
Biological process (GO): transmembrane transport
Cellular component (GO): membrane
Molecular function (GO): transmembrane transporter activity
Source: RefSeq, a predicted model, not a curated record